AUGUAUAUAUAGAUUCAUAAAAAUAUGUAGUAUAUGUAAACAUGUAUAGAACGCGGAGGGUCGAUGGCAGAACGGCAGCGAUUCUAUACCAACCACACAUAUAUCAAGAGACACGAGAGAAUCCCGGCACAACUACGUUCGACGCUAUGUUCCGAGCACUCGCUGCGAAUAUAUAGAUAUUCUGAAUAAAAUGAUACGCGGAUGUGACGGAAAAAAAUCUUUGAACGGUUUUUUGCUUGAACCCGAUCCGCAAUUCAUCCAGGGCUUACGAUUGUUGCAUUCGUCAAACAAAGAUUCGGCCGAUCAGCUGCGAAGUCUUUUGGAUGAAGCGAUUAAGCAGAAAUAUGGUCUUACGAAAAUGCUCUGCAACGUUUUGCAUAAAAAAUACACAAUGGAAGAGCCUGUACUGAGUGAUCACAGUAGCAGUGGCAGCAGUAAGAAAAGUAAAAGUUCAAGUUCAAAGCAUUCAAGCAAAUCUAGCAAAAGCGGAUCACCAGAGGAUAGAGUUUCGCGAGAUACCCCUCCUGAUAUUUUGCAAAGCGAUGAUAACCUCGCACUGGAAAUAUUGGAAGACGAUCUGACAUGUGUGAUAUGCAAAGGCAUGGAUGUCGGAGCAAGGAAUAGGCUGGUAGAAUGCGUCGACUGCCAUUCUCUGUAUCAUCAAGAAUGUCACGUUCCUCCGAUUCAAGAUUCGCAAAUUGAUGUCCCGCGUCUCAUUUGGUAUUGUUCCAAUUGUUUGAAAUCUCAUCAGCCUGCCAAAGAAAGAAACUCACCAAAAACUGUAACGGAAGGAAAAUCGAAAGAACCGAAAAAAUCUAGUACAAGUUCGAAGCAUACGGAAAAAUAUAAAAAUCCUUCGAGUCAGUCGCAGUCAUUAAACGGGGCUGGAAAUUCAAGUUUGGGGAACAGUUUGCCAAAGCCGAAUAUUCACAUCAUCGCAGGUGAUCGUAGGUUGAAGGACAUGUCAAAAAAAAGUAAGCAAGAAAAGCGCGGUGGAAGUAGCAGCGCGAACAGCAGUGGCAAACACUCGUCGAGCUCGUCAUCUUCAGGCAAAAGUUCACAGGAAAAGUCUCACAAAACGAAAGGCGUCGCAGACUAAUGAUAAAUCUUUUUUUAUAUACGAAUCACAAUUACGUUACGUAAUUAGACUUUUUAAAAUAUAUACACGUACGUAAACACAUAGAAGAAAUAAUGAAAACGUGGAGCAAGUAAUUUUUUUAUCAAAUGUUUUUUUUGUCGAUGCCACAUAAAAUUGUAUAAUUAUAUAUUUUAUCAUUUUUGUCGUUCGAUGAAAAGUGUAUCGAUAGAUUUUGACACAGAUGUGCAGUACAGAUUUUUUUUCCAACGAAAUAAUCGAUCGUUUUUUUGACAAUUAUUUGUACUAAACGAUAAUAAAGCAUUGUUUUUCUUAUUUAAAUGAAAAAACGA
Venturia canescens is the source of this 1428-nucleotide messenger RNA. It is a transcript of the gene IntS12, whose product is annotated as Integrator 12. The record is from RefSeq and is a predicted model, not a curated record. Gene Ontology annotation, cellular component: integrator complex. NCBI's taxonomy places the organism in Eukaryota, Metazoa, Arthropoda, Insecta, Hymenoptera, Ichneumonidae. Gene Ontology annotation, biological process: snRNA 3'-end processing. The transcript is spliced from 5 exons. The coding region runs from base 191 to 1099 and encodes 302 amino acids.